This is a messenger RNA of Linum trigynum, 3839 nucleotides long. NCBI's taxonomy places the organism in Eukaryota, Viridiplantae, Streptophyta, Magnoliopsida, Malpighiales, Linaceae. The record is from the annotation of a GenBank genome assembly.
CAGCACAGUGUAGGGAUUGAGUCGUAUUGCUAGCGUAUUGGGUGUUCCACUAUGGAUGGAUCAGGCGACAAGAAUGGGAGCACUAGCAAGUGUUGCAAAGGUUGGGGUUGAGAUCUCAGCGGAUUCAGGCGACAAGAAUGGGAGCACUAACAGGUGUUGCAAAGGUUUGUGUUGAGAUCUCAGCGGAUUCUGGGUUUCUAGAAAUGAUCAGCAUUAUGCCAGAAGGAGAAAGGCUUAUGCAUCUAGUGGCUCAGUACCUCCAUAUUCCAUCGUGUUGUUCUCAAUGCUAUGAAUUUGGUCAUAAUGAGGGGGAGGUAAGGAAUGUAAGGUAGUUCAAGUUGUGACAAGUAAAGAACUAGUGGUUGCUGAAUCUAUGAAUGCAGAUGUAGCUUGGGUUUUAAAACCAGCAACUUCCAGUUCUUCAGGCUCCACUGGAGGAAAGUCGGUUCAAGUAGGUAGGGGAUAUUGUUUCAAUGGCUGUGAAUGAAGGAAAGUCAGUUCUUGAAGUUGACUUAAUCAAUGGAGGAGGUCCAGUUCCAGUAGCUGGCUCAACCGUGAAGAAAGGUGGUGUCCAGGGAUCACUAGAAAUCAAUGGAGGAGGACCAAUUCAAGUUGCUGGCUCAAAUGUGAAGGAAGGUGGUUUCCAGGGAUCACGAUCCUGUUGGCAGCAGAACAGUAAUCACUCCUAUUGAUGGUAAGAUUGUUGAUGAAGAUGAAUUUCAGCUUGUAGUAAGGAAGGGGAAGGCAGUUGAGGGGUCUACUUUAAAAGUACCCUCGUCGACAUUGCAAGCUAGAGUACCUCUGAAUGCUAAGGGACAGAGUUUGGUGAUUCAUGACUCUCCUAAGAAGAGGGGGGCCAGGAAGAGGAAGUGAUGGAAGUGAUAUGUUGGAACCUCAGGGGCUUUAAUGCACGUGAGAAACAUAGGUUUAUUAGUAAUAAAGUAUUCAAAAAUAAAGUAGAUAUGUUUGCUAUACUGGAAACUAGAGUUAUAGCUAGUAAUGCUGAUCAAAUAGUACAUAAGUGGUUUAGAGAUUGGACACAUCUUAAUAACUAUAAAUAUUCAAGCUCGGGCAGGGUCUGGUUGUUCUGGAGGUCAUCAAUGAAGGUUGCAUAAGUAGCUAUGGAGAGCAUUUUAUUCAGGUGCGAGUGAAGGGUGACGAAGGGCGUUUGGUGACAGCAGUUUAUGCCCCAAAUAAGGUUGCAGAGAGGGCGGAAAUGUAUAAAAUUUUGAGACUUGCUGGUGCUCCUAGUCUUUUCAUGGGGAAUUUUAAUGUAGUGAUUUCAGUGUUUGAGACUUCAAAAAUGACGGUAUUAAAUCAAAGUUGCCUUGAGCUUCGUCAGUGGAUAAAUGAUAUGCAGUUAACAGAUCAUGUAGUGCAGGGGACAUGGUUAACGUGGUGAAAUAAGCAGGCAGCGAAUCCUAUAGCUAAGAGGUUGGAUAGGUUUUUGGUGAGUGAUGAAUGGAUGGAUAAGUUUCCACAUAGUAACGCUCAAACUCUUUCACCUGGAGUUUCAUAUCAUUGUGGGAUGCUCAUGGAUAGCUGUCCAGAGGUGGAAUCAAUCCCCAAGCCUUUUAAAUACUUUAAAAUGUGGUGACAGCAUCCAACUUAUGCGAGUUUGCUUGAUGAAGCAUGGAGGGAGGAGUCUUUAGGGGAAGCUUAUAAACAAUUCUAUACAAAGCUUAAGUUGCUUAAAAAGAAAUUGAAGGUUCUAAAUAGGGAGAGCUACUCUGAGAUUUCAGAAAGAGCUCGAGAAGCAAAAGUGAAAUUGUGUAGAAGGCAGACUGAUGUACUCCAAGAUCCGACAGAAUUGAAUGUUAAGCUUGAGAUGGAGCAGGCCAUAAAAUGUGCAGAAUUAAUGAAGGAUGAGGAAAGUUUCUACAGACAAAAAUCAAGAGUGAAUUGGGUUCAGGGUGGGAAUGCUAACUCAACAUUCUUUCAUUGAAUGGUAAAAGUUCGAAAUCACAUGAUGACAAUAAGGAAGUUGAUAAAGGAUGAUGGCACAACGGUAAUAAAAGUUAAAGAAAUGGGGGCAGUUUCUGCUGAAUUCUAUCAGAACCUGCUGGGCGCUGAAGACACUGCAGUUAUUGAAAAGCCAGUAGAGUAUUAUGCAGCGAUCUUGCAAAGGAAGUUAAGGGCAGAGGAUGUAGAAGAACUGAUUGCUCCAGUGACCAGAGAAUAAAUUAAGAGGGUCUUUAUGCAUUUGCCAAAUGACAAAGCACCAGGACUAGAUGGCUUUACCGCUAAAUUUUAUAAAGGGGACUGAGAAGUUAUUGGUUCAACUGUGGAGGAUGUGGUCCUUGAAUUCUUUCAUACAUGAAGCAUGCCUCGACAGGUAAACUCUACAAUCCGUGCUUUAAUCCCUAAGCUUCCUCAAGUAGAUAGGAUGAAGAACUUCAGACUAAUAUCAUGUUGUAAUGCGUUAUACAAAGGGAUUUCUAAAAUCCUGUCUACUAGGCUGGCUAAUGUUCUUCCACUGGUUAUUGGAAAAGCCCAAUCUACUUUUGUUAAGGGGCGACUAAUAAAUGAUAACAUAUUAAUGGCAUCAGAAUUAGUUAAGGAUUAUCAGAAGCAGACAAUAUAUUCGAGAUGUGUUCUGAAAAUUGAUUUGAUGAAAGCUUUCGACUCUGUUCACUGGGGUUUUCUGUUCAAAGUAAUGAGGGCUAUGGGAUUCCCAUAGGUGUUUCUGAAAUGGGUAGAAGCAUGUGUUAAAACUCCAAUGCUUAGUGUAUGCUUCAAUGGAGGUCUGUGUGGUUAUUUUCAAGCUAGGAAAGGGCUCCGUCAAGGAGAUCCUCUCUCCAUUCCUCUUUACUGUGGCUAUGGAGUUUUUUCCUGUCUCUUGAGGCUAGAUGUGCUCGAUAAUCAAAUUCCAUUUCAUCCUAGGUGCAAAGCAUUGGAGAUCACACAUCUAUGCUUUGCUGAUGAUCUACUUGUUUUCACCAAUGGAUCUAUUCGAGCAGUGGCUGGUAUAAGAAGGUUAAUGGAUAUAUUUAUGUAGAUUCUGGUCUUCGAUGUAACAUGGAAAAAUGCCAGUUGUUCUGUGCUGGGAUUUCAGAAGAUGAGAAGAGAAUGAUUUCGGAUUAUACAGGAUUCCCUCUAGGUGAAUUGCCGGUGCGAUACCUAGGAGUGCCCCUCAUUACAGGGAAACUAUUUGUUGUAGAUUGUAAAACUUUGGUUGAUAAAAUUACAGCAAGAGUUAGGACUUGGCAAGCUAGUCUAUUGAGUUAUGUAGGGAGGUUGCAGCUUAUUUCAUCCGUCAUUACAAGCACCUUGCAAUAUUGGAUGGCUCUGUUUCUAUUGCCAAUGAAGUACUGCGAGAUGUGGAGCAAAUUUGUAAUAAAUUUCUAUGGGGAGUGAGGAGCUGAGAAAAGGAAGAGAGCGUUGGUUUCAUGGGAAACAGUUGCUAAACCUAAGGCUGAAGGAGGACUGGGGAUCAGAGAUUUCAAACUCUGGAAUCAAUCAUGUGUAAUAUGUCAUCUAUGGAACUUGUUGGCAGAAGCAGGCUCACUCUGGGUGGCAUGGAUUCAAAAGUAUAAGGUAAAAGGCAAACCUAUUUGGAGUUUGCCCUUACUGUCAACUGGUUCAUGGAUCUGGCGUAAAGGUACUUAAAUGCAGACAGGUAUCCCAGCAGCACAUUUCAGGCUCCGACAGCACACUCACAUGGGACGGUAAUUCUCUUACUCGUUAUUCUGUUAAAGUGAUAUGGGAAUCAAUUAGGCAGUUUAAUCCAAGGGUCGAAUGUAAUCAAUUGAUGUGGGGUCUUCCCAAUAUGCCUAAGCAUAGCCUGCUUCUAUGGUUGAUAAUUCUAGGCAGAAUCUCAACAAAGGAUAAAAAUGACG